Molecule: messenger RNA, 837 nt
Organism: Daktulosphaira vitifoliae (grape phylloxera)
Lineage: Eukaryota; Metazoa; Arthropoda; Insecta; Hemiptera; Phylloxeridae
Exons: 2
Coding region: 1-837 (278 amino acids)
Molecular function (GO): nucleic acid binding
Source: RefSeq, a predicted model, not a curated record
AUGCAACCAUUAAUGGGGCAGUUACCAGCUGCGCGAGUGACCGCAAAUCGGCCGUUUACGCACACUGGAAUUGAUUUCGCAGAUCCUAUUAUGAUUAAGGUUGGAAUACGUAAGAGCACAUUAAUCAAGACUUAUGUUAGUGUGUUUCUUUGUCUAUCUACUAAAGCUGUACAUCUUGAACCCGUCAGCGAUCUGAGUGCCGAUGCCUUCAUGGCUUGUUUACGACGUUUCAUUUCACGACGUGGUUUGCCAUCUCAUAUUUGGUACGAUAAUACCACUAAUUUCGUGGGAACUAGACGUGAAAUAAUCAAAUAUUAUGCAAAACAAAGAUCUGGAAGAACUGUAUAUGAUGAACUGCUUGAUGAAGAGUUGUGUACCGUACUUGCUCAAGUUGAAGCGUGCUUGAACUCAAGACCCUUAACACCGUUAUCUUCAGAUCCGUGCGAUUUUAAUGUUCUAACACCUAGUCAUUUUUUAAUUGGUGGACCUGCUCAGGUGAUACCAGAACCGGAUCUUUUGAAUAUACCAGCAAAUCGACUACGAAAAUGCUCAUUGAUGCAAAAAACAAUGCAAGACUUUUGGUGUAGAUGGAGAAUGGAAUAUUUGUCUUCGUUACAGGUGAAGAAUAAGUGGUUGAAGGAUAAAAAACCUAUUCCUAUUGGAUCAUUAGCAAUUUUAAAGGAAGAUAAUGCACCAUCAUUAAAAUGGCCUAUGGUAAGAAUAGAAGCUGUGCAUCCGAAAAGGGACAAGAUAGUUCGAGUGGUUACGGUAAGACUAGCCAAUGGUAACCAGCUGAAACGACCUGCUGUCAAGAUAUGCCCAUUGCCAGAUUGUUAA